Gallus gallus (chicken) is the source of this 4965-nucleotide messenger RNA. RefSeq names its product p21 (RAC1) activated kinase 4 (gene PAK4). Gene Ontology annotation, cellular component: cytoplasm. The record is from RefSeq and is a predicted model, not a curated record. Gene Ontology annotation, molecular function: ATP binding; protein serine/threonine kinase activity. NCBI's taxonomy places the organism in Eukaryota, Metazoa, Chordata, Aves, Galliformes, Phasianidae. Gene Ontology annotation, biological process: protein phosphorylation; regulation of MAPK cascade; intracellular signal transduction. The transcript has 10 exons. The coding region runs from base 2424 to 4379 and encodes 651 amino acids.
GGGGGUUUUGGUUUUGGCUUUUUUUCCUGCUGCAGCCAAACUCUUCAGCUGUCUCAGAUGCUCUCGCUCUCCGAGGUGACUCCUCCUUUUUCUGGUGUGGGAUUGGGGCAGUGCUGUGCUGAGCAUCUCCCACAGCUUUGUUAGUGGUCCUUAAGGUGUUCAGGAAUACAAUCCACCGCCAGGUUACAUUAAAAUCAUCAUUACAAGUCCUUCCCCUGCAGGGCUGCUGGGGAUUGGUUGUGCACAAUGAGCACAGGUUGUGCACCAGUGAGAGGGAUUUGGCUUCGUUAGCACCUGUUGAUCAUCUGAAGCUUUGGGCCCCUUCCAGGGGGCAGGUGACGUCCCUGCAUGGCUUUUCCCUGCUGUGCAUCAUUAUCCUUUUGUUGUGAAUGUCUAUUUUGAAUAAAACGGGUGCUAAGAGGACAACAGCAAGGCGAUGCUUGUAGAAACAGCAGGAUUUGGAGCACGGGGGGGGGGGGACGCAGUUGGGUUUUGUCACCGUGACCCGGGGCAGGGCUGCGCUCACUGUUCUUUGUGCAGUGCAGAGCAGGAGCACUGGGUGACGAGGAGCCUCGCACAGCUCUGGCUGCUCAGUGCUCUGCUCGGUGCUCGGAAUAAAGGCAGCGGGGGUGGAUUGCGUGCAGUUCCUCCGCCCCGGACCAAAGGGAUCUUUGGCGCAACACAGAACUUGUUUGUCCAACCUGCUGGAGGGGUUGGGUAACCCCCGCUGGGAGCGGGUAAGUUGUGGGCGUUUUGAUGCUUCCUGUUCCAAAAAGGUGCCUGUGUGAUGUGCCACGCUGUGAUUAAACCAUUUAUACUGCCUGAACAGAGAGCCCGAAGGGGGUAGAUGUGAACCGAUGCUGAAAUGGCAUCGUUCUGGUUAAAAGCACUCGCUCUGUUGCGAGGUACGUAGCAGGUGGGGGUUGUGCUACUUUUGGGUCAGGGUUCUGCUGGAGGACUGCUGGUGCCAGGCAGCAGCAUUCCACGGAGCAGCGUUGUCUGACGCUGCCUGCAAGGGGCUCCGUGUGCCCCCCCAGUGCUGCACGCUCACUGCUCGCCUCCGCGUUUGGUUUCUGCAUGAAUGCUUUCUGCUGCCCUAGGCUGUUAUCCUCUCGCCCUUCCCACAGCGGUUCAUCUGACACCAGAGAGCUCCCAAUGAGAGACAGAAUGAGAGAGGAGUGGUGAAGCAGCCUCCAGCUCAGGGAGAGGCUUGCAGGAACCCACAGAGCCGGCCGGCAUCUCUCUGCCCGCCCUCGAGGAUGCCGAGGAAGCCCCGCAGUCAGUGGUGCGGAGGGAGCGCUGCUGGGAUGUCAUCUAUGUGUAUGCAGUCAGUUCUGCUUGAAAGGGAGAAAUUGGGUCUGCAGUGCUCUUGCUCGUAUCUCUGGAAACCGAGAUAAGGGUAAUUGGAGCUCAGGCUUUGAGGCACAAAUGGUGUCUGUGGGAGCGGGGGGGAGCAGCCCCCCUGCAUGAGAUGUCAUUCCAUGGGGACUGAGGCUGAGAAGUGCUUCUGGGCAGCGUGUGGCCGUGCUCGAUCCGACUGUGCCAGUCCAUGGAGCUGUAGGGAUAAGGUAACGGCCAGUGCCAGCAGCCAGAGGCAGUAAGGGAGUGUUUCGUGGCAGCGAGGUGUUCAGAUGGGAUUUGCCCUGAGCUGUGGUGAGGGGGACUGUGGCCAUGGGGUCCUCCCCCCAGCGCUGUGUUACCCGUGGUGCACCAGGCUUCUCUUUGUACAGGACGUGCUGAGCAUUGCAAAUCCGCUCACCUCUGUUGUUUCUUCUUCUCCUCGCUGGUUUUUUUGGGCGUGAAGGACACAAAUUCUUUCCACGAUGAUCCUUUAGGUCACUUCCAACCCACGCCAUGCUGCGAUUCCGUGACUCUCCAGCACUUUUCCUCUGAACACCUCAGAGCCCUUUGCAGUCCGUUUCCUCCCAGAGAAGCCAGCCUUGUGCUGCUCUGUUGAAGCAGACAGCAGCGUGCCGAGGUGACGCUCCUCCUCACAAAGCAGAGCAGGAGAAGAACCAGGAAUAGAUUCCCAGAAACCUGUGUCAAGUCCUUCAGCACUGAGUCAUCGCCGGGCAACCCCGCAGGCUGCUGCGUGGGCAGAAAAAGGGAAAAUUGAAGUGAAUUUCUCACUCAAAGCCUGAACUUUCUGGAAGAGCCUGGCAGAGGCUGCCCCGGCAGGACAGCCCACCGGAAUUUGGGGUGGCUCAACCCAAACCAAUGUCUUUGGGGCACCCCAGCGACGCAGCACGGAGGCUCAGGGCGUUUCUGCAGGUUGAGGGGAGCGUGUAUGAUCUGCUGGGGUUGUCUGCUGAUGGGAGGAUGAUCUGUGUGUGCUGAUGCACGUGGCUUUGCUGGACCCGACGAGGUUCUCCUGGCCCUGCUGAACGGCGUCCCGUCCUUCAGGUCUGCUAACCGCUGUAACCAUGUUCAGCAAGAAGAAGAAACGCAUUGAGAUCUCCGCGCCCUCCAACUUCGAGCACCGCGUCCACACCGGGUACGACCAGCAGGAGCAGAAGUUCACGGGGCUGCCACGGCAAUGGCAGGGCAUCAUCGAGGAGUCUGCCAAGAGGCCCAAGCCCCUGGUGGACCCCGUGUGUAUCACAGCCAUCCAGCACGGCUCACAGAAGACCAUCGUACGGGGCACCAAAGCCGCCAAGGACGGCUCACUGACCUGGCUGCUGGAUGAGUUUGAGAACAUGUCCGUGUCCCGUUCCAAUUCUCUGCGCAGGGACAGCCCCCCCUUCCCGCCCCGGCGUGACCAGCUCUGCCAGGAGAACGGCCUUUCCGAGGACGUUGGCCGCAGCAAGGAGAAGAGCUGCCCCGCACCCCGUGGCGAGCCCGACCGGGGCAAGGAGCGACCCCGCGAGCGGGACCCGCAGCGGCCCCGAGGGCAGGAGCCCGGCCCUAGAGCCGGUGGCCGCCCACCCCCUCCCGAGUACCCCAGGCCCCCCCCCGAGCGGGACGGCCCCGCCGACAGGGACUGCAGCGAGCGGGACGAGCGCGUGGUGCGGCGGGAGCGCGCCGAGCCCUGUGACAAGCGGCCCAAAUCCACCUACGGCAGCGAAAGCAGCCCGCAGUCCCCCCGGGACAAACGCCCACUCUCCGGGCCCAAUAUCCGGACUCCCAACAUCCCCGUGUCCGAAGGGGUGAUGAAGACGGCUCAGCAGACGGGACGACCCUUUAAUACCUACCCGCGGGCUGAGACCGACCCCGUCCGGGGUGCAGGUGCACAGGCUGAGCCCCGGCCAGGCCGACCGCAGGAGGCAGCACCUAACGGGCCAGUGAGCGGCACCGCCGGCUCCUCCCGAGCCCAGCCCCCCGGCCCGCCCCGCUCCAAGGUCCCUGAGCCCCCCACAGGCCUCACCCCACACGCCUCCGAGCCCCACCUGGCCCGCCCGCCGCAGCCUGGCCCCCCACCCCCUGCUGUUGGCCCACAGCAGCCCCGCUCGCCCCAGCGAGAGCCCCAGCGCGUCUCCCACGAACAGUUCCGGGCAGCUCUGCAGAUGGUGGUGGAUCCAGGAGACCCCCGCACCUAUCUGGACAACUUCAUCAAGAUAGGGGAGGGCUCCACUGGCAUCGUCUGCAUCGCCACCGUGAAGAGCAGCGGCAAGCUGGUGGCCGUCAAGAAGAUGGACCUGCGCAAGCAGCAGCGGCGUGAGCUGCUCUUCAAUGAGGUGGUGAUCAUGCGGGACUACCAGCACGAGAACGUGGUGGAGAUGUACAACAGCUACCUGGUGGGCGACGAGCUGUGGGUGGUGAUGGAGUUCCUGGAGGGCGGCGCGCUGACCGACAUCGUGACGCACACCCGGAUGAACGAGGAGCAGAUUGCAGCCGUCUGCCUGGCCGUGCUGAAGGCGCUGUCUGUGCUGCACGCGCAGGGUGUCAUCCACCGCGACAUCAAGAGCGACUCCAUCCUGCUGACGCACGACGGCAGGAAAACACCAGCAACACAAACGCCAAAGGUGAAACUCUCUGAUUUUGGGUUUUGUGCCCAAGUGAACAAGGAGGUGCCGCGGCGGAAGUCGCUGGUGGGGACCCCGUACUGGAUGGCACCGGAGCUCAUCUCUCGCUUGCCCUACGGCCCAGAGGUGGAUAUCUGGUCCCUGGGAGUGAUGGUGAUCGAGAUGGUCGAUGGGGAGCCGCCCUAUUUUAACGAGCCACCGUUAAAGGCCAUGAAAAUGAUCCGAGACAAUCUGCCCCCCAAACUGAAGAAUGUGCACAAGGUCUCCCCCUCUCUCAAGGGCUUCCUGGACCGCAUGCUGGUGCGGGACCCGGUGCAGCGGGCCACCGCCAAUGAACUCUUGAAGCACCCUUUCCUGGGCAAGGCGGGCCCCCCCUCCUGCAUCGUGCCCCUCAUGCGCCAGAACCGCAUGCGGUGAGGGGCCCCACCGCCCUCCUCACUGCCGCCUCUAACUGGAUUUGUGACUGUGCCGCUACUGUGGGGGCACUGGGGGGGCCUGGCCCCCCACACCGUACUACUGAGUCGGGAGUGUGCAGGGAGGGGGGAAGCCGGCAGGGACGGCAGCGUGGCCACGCGAUGGCACCGGCCCUGUUCCUACUCCUUCCCUGCAGAGGCUUUGGGACCGGGGGCUUCUCCUGACUGCUCGGGAUCUGAUGUUAUCACCACUCUGGGAUCCCUUUGGGCCAUCUCAACUCAGUUCCCCCCCACCCCCCCAUUUUUCUUUUUUUUUCCCCCUCUUAAAUCUCCUUCUAUCCUUCUCUGGCCCUAGGGGCAGGCCGCUGCCUGUGCCCUGCGGGAGGGACGUGUCCUCCCCCCCAACACUACAGCCCCACGGCCACACUACUGAUCUGGGUUCCCCUUCCCCCCCCCCCCCCCAACACUUUUUUGUUUCUGUUUUGUUUUUUAACAAAGCUAUUUAUAUUGUCGUUUUGUAAUGCCACCGUGCUGGAGUGCCCCAGGGCCGCUAUGGGGCCCCCUGGAGAUUACACGUGUCCUUUUGGAGA